GUCGCCCGCAGUGAAUGGCAAGUCGGCAUCACUGACGUCAACAAUUAGUCGCGAAUUGGGUUUAUUUUGAUGAAAAUAUAAAUAACUAGGCACAAAUAUGUUUACUUUGUGGACGCUGAUUGAAGCCUCGUUGCUGUGCCUGAAUGCAGUGUGCAUUCUGCACGAAGAGCGUUUCCUGGCCAAGUUUGGCUGGGGACGACAGGCUGGUCAGCAGGACUUCGGAGCACCCACGGCCAAGGACCAGGUGCUCAAUCUCAUCCGUUCUAUACGCACAGUAGCCAAGAUUCCCCUGAUAUUCCUUAACGUAAUUGCGAUUAUAUUUAAGUUAUUACUUGGUUGACAUAAAUCUACUAUAUUAAAUGUACCAUAAAGCCUUUGUA
Molecule: messenger RNA, 380 nt
Organism: Drosophila biarmipes
Lineage: Eukaryota; Metazoa; Arthropoda; Insecta; Diptera; Drosophilidae
Product: immediate early response 3-interacting protein 1
Exons: 3
Coding region: 98-340 (80 amino acids)
Biological process (GO): endoplasmic reticulum to Golgi vesicle-mediated transport
Cellular component (GO): Golgi membrane; endoplasmic reticulum membrane; COPII-coated ER to Golgi transport vesicle
Source: RefSeq, a predicted model, not a curated record